AUGGCCCCUUCGAGCAGCACCAUUUCUCCUACAGCAACUGCCGCAUCCUCCGCGGACCAGUCACAUAAGCGUGCUUUCCCAUUCGCAGCGCUCAUUUUGCUCGCUUUGUGCAUCGUAUACAUCAUUGGUUACCUCGUCUACCAUCGGAUCCUGAAAUCUUGGAACGCUAGGCAGAACGCGGAGAAGGUGCAGAACUUCCCAAAUGAGUUCUUUGAGAAAAAGCCGAGAAGACCGCCUCGCUUCACAUGGACUCAGGGCAUACGGAAGAGCGAGGCUAUUGGAGAAAAUGCAGAGUUAGAGGCAUAUCAUUCCUUUUCGAGCUCCCCUGAUGGAAAACCCCUCGUUUCACCACCGCCUGUAGCUGUGGUCAAAGAGAAUGCGUCCAGUGGUCCAACUAUCACCCAAUCGCACAGGGACGUUCGCGCUACAUUUCCCAAGCGUAUUGCAAGAGCUGCUAGGGAGAAGGGGUCGCGAGUGCUCUCGCGUGGUCGUGUGACAGAGAUUGAAGCUGACCCAAAGCUUGCACCUGUGCAGGGGCCACUCAGACCACUCUCGAUCUUGUCGUCAAAGAACAAGGAGAAAGAACGGGUGUCAUUCAAUUGGGUGUAA
Molecule: messenger RNA, 609 nt
Organism: Suillus plorans
Lineage: Eukaryota; Fungi; Basidiomycota; Agaricomycetes; Boletales; Suillaceae
Exons: 3
Coding region: 1-609 (202 amino acids)
Source: RefSeq, a predicted model, not a curated record